GCAUUUUUUCUCCCCGCCGAGAUUUCCCACGACUUAUAAUUUUCAUUGUGCUGUCCGUUGUCAAGAAUGUCUUUCGCACUUCCCGCUCGUCAGGUCACAUUCGGCAGGGCUGCUGCGCCUUACCAGCCAAGUCAACCUUCUCAGUCACAACCUAGUCAUGGUCUUGCGCUGCCUGGCGCCAGUACCUACAGUCUUCCGGCGCCAUCGGGUCUAGCGCUUCCGGGACCGUCACCACUAUCCCAAUCACAUACCCCUCCUCCUUCACAGCCUCAGCCUGCUGCCAAUGCUACCACGGCAAUUAGCAAUGGAACGACAUCAGCCGCUAUGGCAGGCCCCUCGACGCCACCAACUACUGCUGUCCCCGCCACACCCGUCCCCCUCACUCUUGAGCAACAGCACAUCACGGCUGUGGAAGGCAUCGUGCCCACGCUGCAAAACAUCGUUGCUACAGUUAACCUCGAUUGCCGUCUUGACCUCAAGACCAUUGCACUGCACGCUCGGAAUGCAGAGUAUAACCCCAAGCGUUUUGCAGCUGUCAUCAUGCGUAUUCGUGAUCCCAAGACAACUGCACUUAUUUUCGCCUCGGGCAAGAUGGUCGUCACGGGUGCGAAGAGCGAAGACGACUCGCGACUGGCGUCGCGCAAGUAUGCGCGUAUUGUGCAGAAGCUCGGCUUCGACGCCAAGUUUGCCGAGUUCAAGAUCCAAAACAUCGUCGGAAGUUGUGAUGUCAAGUUCCCUAUUCGCUUGGAAGGUCUUGCGUAUAGCCACGGACAGUUCAGCAGUUACGAGCCUGAGUUGUUCCCCGGUCUCAUCUAUCGCAUGCUCAAGCCGAAGGUCGUGUUAUUGAUCUUCGUGUCGGGGAAGAUAGUAUUGACUGGUGCAAAGGUCAGGGAAGAGAUUUACACUGCGUUCAACACCAUCUACACGGUGCUGUGCGAGUUCAGGAAACCCUGAUGCAGUCUACACUUGGACUUCGUUCCCUUCUUCAUGCCUUCUAUCAUCAUACGGCUCGUACUGCACCGCUCGUCGAUAGGGCCGCCCUGAUUCUCGACGACUCUCUUCGACGACGGCAGUGGGCGAGGCCAAUAAAAAUAUAUUCUUUACCGAGGGUUGAAAGACCGGGGAGCAGACGUAGUGCACGGAUAUUCCUCAUCCUCCCUCUUCACUGAUAAUAACCGACAUCUUUGUCGCCGUCUUCUUCAUGUUAAUCAACCAAUUGAACCAUUCCACGUCAAGAACCUUUCUCAUUCAUGUCUUUUGAACAUUCGGUUUGUCUUACGCGUAGACCAUAUGAUACAGUAUGCUCGUAGUCUGGGUUACAAUGUAUUACUGCCCACUUAUACCAUGAUGAACUCUCAAAGACA
Molecule: messenger RNA, 1364 nt
Organism: Suillus paluster
Lineage: Eukaryota; Fungi; Basidiomycota; Agaricomycetes; Boletales; Suillaceae
Product: TBP-domain-containing protein
Exons: 4
Coding region: 67-954 (295 amino acids)
Biological process (GO): DNA-templated transcription initiation
Molecular function (GO): DNA binding; RNA polymerase II general transcription initiation factor activity
Source: RefSeq, a predicted model, not a curated record